Molecule: messenger RNA, 507 nt
Organism: Emiliania huxleyi CCMP1516
Lineage: Eukaryota; Haptophyta; Isochrysidales; Noelaerhabdaceae
Exons: 1
Coding region: 1-507 (168 amino acids)
Molecular function (GO): protein binding
Source: RefSeq, a predicted model, not a curated record
AUGCAGGCAGAGAAGAAGCCCGCGUCCGUCACCCUCGGUCCACACGAGUGCGUGCGGGUGUGGGCCGUCCCAAACGGCCGCUUCGUGCGCUCCCUGCCCGUUCACGAGCGUGCUGUCGCCGUCGCCGUUGCACACGCCUCGCAGCGGCUGCUUGUCGCGACGCAGCGUUCCGUGCACGUCUUCUCCGUGAGCGGACGGCCUCUCGCGGUCGUGUCCCCGGACCGUGGCGUGGGCCGCAUCGUGCCCACCAUCGACGGCGAGCUCGCGCUCCUCUCCGAGGGGUCGGCGCUCGCGGUGCGGCGGAUCAGCGACCUGCAGCUGCUGCACCGGUACGACCUGGAGGCUGGCGGCGCCGCCUCCGGUGCGCCCCUGCGCGCCUUCAGCUUGAGCGCGGAGAACCACCACGCGUUUGCGGGCACUGCCGACGGCGGCCUCACAAUCUACGCCAACCCGGUCGUCGGCAUCCAGGUCCUCGAGCGGCUGGCGUCCGAACUGCUCAACCUGUGA